Molecule: messenger RNA, 372 nt
Organism: Fusarium poae
Lineage: Eukaryota; Fungi; Ascomycota; Sordariomycetes; Hypocreales; Nectriaceae
Exons: 2
Coding region: 1-372 (123 amino acids)
Source: RefSeq, a predicted model, not a curated record
AUGGCCCUGGUGGAGUGCCAACCUGGUCCUGCCGUUUUGACCAAGACUGUUAAGCGUACUCUCCACGACCGUCAGAGUCUCCAAAGUGGAAAGCGGCCUGGGAGGUCAUCAUCAGAAGGCCCUCCUAGUUAUACCAUGUGCGAUCGCGCACCGCAGGGAUUGGCAGGCAUGUCAAUCCACAACCUGUCACGACGUAUCAGGAAGCCCAUCCCUCCCUACAAGACAUGUUGUCUGGGACAAACGAAUCGACAGAAGAGAAUCGGAAACUACACUCCAAUUCGCCCGCCUACGCGACCAAUGCACACUAUCGCCAUGGACUUUAGAAACGACGCACAACUCAACAGCUGCAACAUGUUGUUUACCGUGGCGUAG